This is a messenger RNA of Parascedosporium putredinis, 411 nucleotides long. The record is from the annotation of a GenBank genome assembly. NCBI's taxonomy places the organism in Eukaryota, Fungi, Ascomycota, Sordariomycetes, Microascales, Microascaceae.
AUGCGCAAUACAUCCCCCUCCGCCGACGCCAUCCCAGCCCCGGCCCCGCCGGCCCUCCUGCUCGACCACCAGCAGCGGUGGUUCACGGGCUGGGGCGACGACCCGUACGCCGACUACGUGCUCAAGACGCCGAGCCUCGGGCUCGUGUGGUCGACGCAGAUUGCGUGCCGCAUCGCGCUGUUCCGGAAACCCGUCUACGGCGUGGGCCCAGCGGGCGAGGGGGAGGAGGAGGACGGCGAGAGGUUUUUGCCGACGCAGACGGGGUGGAAGAGGUGGAUGAAGGUUGUGUUUGCGCCGCAUGCGCCGGCGUCGGGGCAAGGGUUGGAUGGGGCGGUGCGGUAUGAGGUGAAUAUGGGGGUUGAAGGGGUUGGAGGACGCGCCGGAGGGGAUGGCGAGGAUGUGCAUGCGUGA